Molecule: messenger RNA, 6664 nt
Organism: Menidia menidia (Atlantic silverside)
Lineage: Eukaryota; Metazoa; Chordata; Actinopteri; Atheriniformes; Atherinopsidae
Source: the annotation of a GenBank genome assembly
AUGCCUACCGACGAUUACAGCUACCUGCCUGAUGCGUUACCUCCUCUUCCUGAAGUCCCGGACUCCGGCUCAGUCCUGAGCUCCGUUGACGUCCCAGCGCGCUGUCUCCGCAGCCGGGCCUUCCACCGCACGUCCUCCCGCUACUGCUCGGCCAUCAGCAUGGACUCGUCCCCGGACGCCGCCGAAAGGCCCAUCAGCUACAGCUCCACCUCCUCUUCCGCCUCCUCCCGGGACAGCCACUGCUCGCUGGGCAGCCGCUCCACUCUGGUCGCUUCCCCCCACUGCAACGCCGUCGCCUCAGACCGCGACUCCGGGGCCAUUCGGCUGGAGCUGGUUCCAGCCAGGCAGCUGGGAUGCGGGGAGGGAGACGGCAGAAGCGUCGGCGAGGGCAGGCAGGGCGGCAGGCAGGCGGCCACAGAACAUUCCGAGCCCGAGCUGAGCCCGGACGGACCAGAGAGGACCAGCCAGGUCCAGGGACCCAGGACAUACGUGGACCGGGUGGUGCAGGAGAUACUGGACACCGAGAGAACCUACGUUCAGGAUCUGCGCAGCAUUGUAGAGGAUUACUUGGACUGCAUAAGCAACCAGUCUCGACUGUCCUUGAGCUCUGAGGAUAAAGACUCGCUAUUCGGAAACAUCCGGGACAUCUACAUCUUUAACAGGAACCUUCUUUACGAUCUUGAGAAGUGCAAUUCAGAUCCAGUGGCCAUUGCAGAGUGCUUCGUAUCCAAGAGUGAAGAGUUUCAUAUUUAUACCCAGUACUGCACCAACUACCCACGGUCAGUGGCUGUGCUCACAGAAUGCAUGAGGAACAAGGCGUUGGCCAAGUUUUUCCGCGAGCGCCAGGAAUCUCUGAGGCACUCCCUGCCCCUGGGCUCCUACCUGCUCAAGCCAGUGCAGCGUGUCCUCAAGUACCACCUCCUGUUACAUGAGAUAGCCAACCACAUGGAGAAGGACACAGAGACUUAUGAAGUUGUCCAGGAAGCCAUAGACACCAUGCAGAGAGUGGCCUGGCACAUAAACGACAUGAAGAGGAAACACGAGCAUGCUGUUAGGCUGCAGGAAAUCCAGAGCCUCCUGACCAACUGGAAGGGCCCUGAUCUGAUAGGCUAUGGAGAGCUGGUCCUUGAAGGAACGUUUCGCCUGCAGCGUGCCAAAAACGAAAGAACCCUUUUCUUGUUUGACAAGCUCCUGCUAGUUACCAAGAAACGAGAAGAAGCCUAUACGUACAAGGCCCACAUCCUGUGCUGCAACCUGAUGCUGGUGGAAGUGAUUCCUAAAGAACCUCUGAGUUUCAGUGUGUUUCACUACAAGAAUCCCAAACUCCAGCACACUGUCCAGGCCAAAUCGCAGCAAGACAAGCGCAUGUGGAUUUUACACCUCAAAAGACUCAUACUUGAAAACCAUCCUGCAAAGAUUCCUGCCAAGGCCAAACAAGCCAUUUUGGAAAUGGAUGCAAUACAUCAUCCAGGGUUUCAUUACAGUCCCGAUGGUGACAAGAAAGACUCCCCUCAAACCAAGGAAGGUCCCACUCCUCGCAGAGGACGUAGAAAAGAACCCCUCAGCAAAUUACUGAAGAACGCGAAGCAGAAUGCGGCCAACUCUGAUGGUGAAAAACGAACUAGUCUGGGUGCCAGCCUGCUCUCUCCUGUGUCCCAGCUGGCUCUGGGCACGAUAGGUCGCAGCCGCAGUCUUAUCAACCAAUCACAGGAGUCCCUGGAUCCCGGAGAUCACUAUGACCACAGUGACAGGGAGGAAGGAGAAGAGCCACAUCAGCAGGACGCUGAUGAUGAGGACGACAGUCUGGGAAGUGGAAAGAGGCUGCGUGUUCCUGGCAAAAGCAGCAGAAAGAAGCUGAAUCCUCAAGCGUCUGUUGACAGCAUAGAGCAGUGGAAAACUUUCAACAUGAGUCCCUCAGACCUUCAGAGAGCCAGAGAAUCCUUAGUAAGGGAGGGGAGUCACCAUCCGCCACUCCUCAGAACACCUCGUGUGAUGGAGGAACCUCCAGACUCCCCCAUUCCCGCUGUAAUAGUAACAGAAAGUGACCACUCAGUUCGCAAUAUCUGGGCAGACCACCGUGCUCGCAGAGCCAUGUUCCCCACCCGCCAGAGAACGAUGCAGCCGGAUGACGAGGAAGAGGACAUCUACCAGAUGUUUGUUCCCACGGAGCAAAGUGCACCAGAGCCAGAGGUGGCCUCAGAGAGGGCGGAUACCACCCUAUCGCCCAGGACGGCUCGACCCUGCAGCUGGCACGUUGAACAGGUGCCUACGGUGCAGGUUGAGCCUCCACCUGAUGGUGGCAGAGUCCUGCGGAGGGCUAGCAGUGCAGGAGAGAAGGCUACGGAGGCUCCGGAGAGCCCUGAAGAUGACAAGGCUGGUCACAGCAAUUUGGAAGUGAUUCACACUGAAUCGUCCAGCAAUGACAUCUCUGGUUCCUCUUCGUCAGAGCAGCUGACGUUAGAUGACAUUGAAAAUGUAUACGAUAAUAUCAGCUACGAGGAUCUGAGGAACAUGGGUUUCAUCAGAAAGGGCCCAGAUGAAAGCCAGAUGACACAGAAAGAGACUCCUACAAAUGCACAGGUCUCUCAGAACCAGGCAGGAACAGCACAAAGCAAACCGUCAGUCACUGAGCCAUUGAUCGAACCAGAUGGUUCAUCCGAAAGCAACCGGUCUUCCACGCAGGAGGUGAAGCCUUAUGGGACAUGUGAGCUCAAAAUAGUGGAAGAGAAUAUCUAUGACACCAUCUGUUUUAGGGAGCAGCCAUCAAAAGAGCCCCUGGGAUCGAAUGAAGGAACAAAACUGAAAGAGGUGAGGGACACUCUGCUGGCCUCAGAGCAAGACCUGACGCAACAUAUUGGAGGGUUUGUGUCAGAGUUGAACCUCCACGUCAGGGAAAGUGACGAGCCAGAGGUCUCCUUUUCUGUCCAGUGUUCCUCUGAGCCCGAUCGUUCUUCUUUCUCCGGCAUGGAAACCUCUUCUCAGCACUCACAGAAAGGGGACAAGAUGUCUGUGAAGGUAGAUGAGAUCUGGGACGAUUUAGAAAACUACAUCAAGAACAAUGAGAAAAAAGCAGAUCGGCUUCCUGCUGCGUUCCCUGUGAGCACCAGCGAAUCGCCAAAGAAGGUCCCGGCUGUCAAGAACAGCCCUACAAAGAGUCCUCCUGUUGUCAGUCCUCAGGUCACCAGCUCCCCGACCAUGAAUCCCCCAACAAAUCAGUCUAAGCCUCCACCUAUCACCUCCACAGCAUCAUUCACCAUCCCAGUUAUCAGCCUGCCUGACCUUCAGAGUGAAGGCACCACUGAAGAAGAAAGCACCAAUCCUGCAUCACGCCCCGUCCCUGAGCCGCUGCCGGGCACAGUGAAGAACAUCAGGAACAGACUGGCUCGUCUCAGCAGCGGUAGCUUCCGCCUAGAAGAUGAUGACCUAGUGGAGCUUCCACAGCGAAACCCCUCUCAGAGAGACCUCCACAGCUUGUUUCCAGGGGAGCUAGCAGGUCUGGACUCCCCCCUGGCAUCAUCUUCUCUGUUGCUGGGUGAAUCUGUGGACCUUGAGCUGAUGGACAAAACAAAGAGCCGUGUUUUCCUGAUGGCACGACAGUACAGUCAGAAGAUAAAGAAAGCUAACCAGCUGCUGCGCAUGAGAAGCAUGGACCCUGGAGACCCCUGUAGUCGGGCCAGAAACGAGAAAAAGCAGAAAGACCUGGCUGCCAUCUUAGAGGAGAAGAAGCAAGGAGGAGCAGCUAUAGGUGCGAGAAUAGCUGAAUACUCCCAGCUCUACGACCAGGUGAUGUUUAGGGAUUCUCCUGGUCCUGCCGGUCAGUUCUCUCCUACUCCACAUCACAGCCACCCAGGGCUACCAUAUUCUCCAUCCAUGCCUGAGACCUCGCUGGAAGAGGACUGGCUCCAUUCCACCUACAGCAAUGGGGAGCUGGCGAACUUCAUGUCCUCCUCCUGCGAGGGUAUGGAUUCUCAAAGCACUUCCAACCCACUGCGCAAGCUCACCACAGCUUGCUCCAGCCCGUCUCUUAAGACCAUCUCUUCCUCCCCUGCGGCGGCAACAUCACAAAGGUGGAGCUCAUGCAUUUCUGCACCAAGUGAGAAAGAAGAGCAUGUGUACAGUUCCAUUAAGAGACUUCCUUCCCUAAACACACCCUCUUCGCCCACAAAGUCUUCCCUAUCCAGCCAGCCGAAUGACAACUCUCACCAAUCUGGUUUCAAAUGUAAUGGACCCACUGAGGAUCAACCCACAGACAGACUUCCUGGUCUCAGUCUGGGACAGGUCGGCCGGCAAAGAAGCCUCCCAGAGCGGUCUACCCCGGGACACUCAGACCUCACCCUACAGGAUGGUCAACAGGUGGUGGUCCUGAAUCGCGCUUCUGCUCUGAGCAUCCUCACCGCCACUCAGAACUACCUGGCAAACUUUAAGGACAACGGCGAAGACGAUGAUGACUACGUAGAGAUCCGCUCGGAGGACGAGAGUGAGACGGAGCGGGACAGGUUGGUGCAGGGAAGCGGCAGUCAGGCGGUCAUUUCCUCUAAGAACCGAGGCCUCGUUCAUUCGCAGAGUCUUCCGUGCACUCCGGUCCACUCCUGCAACCAGCUAAGGCCUCUGGACCGGGAGCAACUGGAAAAGUACCUGUGGAGUGAGCCGCCACAGAACCAACCCAAAAUCGUCCAGUCUCUGAGGGAGAAGUUUCAUUGUCUGAGCUCCAGCAGCUUCGCAUGAGGCUGCAAAACGACAAAAAGCCAAAUGCGCCGAUAACAUGCAUCAAGAAAAAGGGGGCACUGCUGCUUUGCCUCGAAAGCUCUAAAUUUCCAUCACAAGAGAGUAAAUAGAUAUUCUACAAGUUUAGCACAUGUAUCUAAGCUGUUCUUUGCUAGUGAUGUUUUUGGUGACAAAACUUGAUGUUACGAGGCUUCAGAGAAAGCACUAAACGUUAGCGUCAAUGGUCAAAAUACCACAUAAAAAGCUCCACGUGGUUUCGUUAGCACUUCCAGGGAAUUGAAGGGAGAGUGUGCAAAAUUUUGUCAGAGUAAACUUGGUGUUUCAGUGUGACUGAAUGGAUUUUAAUAUUCAAGUAUUUUUAAAACCUCAACUUGCUUUAAGUGUAAGCCUUGUGGAGUAAAUUAAAUCAAUAUGAGCUGUUUCUGUUGUACAGAUCCAGUAGUUCACAUAUCUGUCACUGACUGAGCUACAGUGUUUCCUGCUUUCGGCAUCAUGCCUACAAGCGCCCUGCAUCUUGCGCCUUCGGCAGACUUGAAACUCUGUAUCGGUAGUAGCUCUCUAGUCAAGAAGUUUUGUUCUUACGGUUAUUUUAACUGCAUCUUCAUCUCUAGUUAAUCUUAACCUGGAUAGAAGAGCUAACCACAGUCACGGCAUGUGUUUUAUUAGUGCUUACACUAUUGAACAGAUUUGAUCCAGCAGCUUUACAAAUUUAAAGUUCAAGAUCUGCAACCUUCUGAUGUGCUGCUCAGGCUUAUUUGUCACUUUUAGGAGCUUUUAACAAACAACUAUACAAAAUAUAUUUGGGCUAUUACAAGAUCCUAUAGGUUAAAUAUAGGCAUAGACUUUUUAGUCUAUUUGAAGUUAAUGUGUCACUCGUCCAUCACCUGUCACCAGUAGGGUGUCAUGCUUUAAAGACUGAGACAAAACGCUGAUAUUUUUAGAUACGUUUGUAAGAAGUAAUAGGAAUCCUUAUUUAUUUUGAAUCCGUCAGCAAAAGUCUGAAAUGUUUUUACGUGGUGUUGUCGAUGGGCAGAACAUUCGUCUCAACAAGCAGAUGACACUUUUUUUUCCUUUUUUUGAAAUAAAUGAUUCUCAUUUCACAAUUUGUUUUUAAGAGGGACCAUUACAUGAAGCAUCAAGGGGAGUUACUUAAUAUACCACAGUUCCGUAUUUGAUGUCCUUUUUUUUUUCUUCUUUACUGAACUUGUUUACGUCUUUGGACGCUGUCACACUACUGAUUUCACAUCCUCACUUACACAAUGAGUCACAUUGAUAAUGUCAAAACUUUAUCUGGGUUCACAUUAGUUUGCUUUCCCUCAAAGAAAGUCAGUAUUUACCCUUCACAGAAUUACUUUAUAAAACAAAAAAGUAAAUCACUGCACAUGGGCUAUUUAUUUGGAAGCAACUCUAUCUUACAGCCUUGUCACUCUCACUACGAGCCACGAAGUGAUUGUAAAUGAAAGUAAGACAUUUAUUAAAAGGUGGCUGUGGAAUUAUUUUGAUACACGAAAUUGGAAUCAACUACUGUGAAUAUAACUGACACGCACUGCAAAAUACUCAAUUUUGGACUCACAAAGUCGGUGAAAUAAAGCACAUCAUGUUCGACUGCUCACAACCGGAGAAUUGCAUCAAACCCAAGAUUGGAAUAUGAAGUAUGUUUUUUUCUGUUUUUUGUUUAUUUUUGUUUUAAUGGUGGGGAAUAUAUGUCAGUCUUUGACUCUUUUUGUUUGCACUUUUCGGUCAUUUUUUUGCAUAUUUGUAAACACUUUGUAAAGAUGUACAUUUUAGGAGAGUUAUUCUUGUAUGCCAUAGAUAUGCCAUACAUGCUUUAUAAUGCUUUGACAUGUAAGUUAAGUGUACUGUAUUUUUUUAACUGGCCUUGUAGUCAUUGCUCAACAAAAACAUGUAUUGGAGGUAAUAAAUUCUAAUUCGUCUCCAA